AGUAUUUGGCUGGAUGAGUGCCUUCAUAGCCAUAACCACGGUUCGAGCACAGGUUUGUCUCGUCCAUCAAGAUUGGUGGCAGUCGGUACUGCAGAUGGCACCGAGCCUAUCAAGAUCGUCGAUGACUCAGAUCCUGGCCACGAAUAUCUGACUCUCAGCUACUGCUGGGGUAGGACAGGCAACUUGUGCACCACUGCUGAGACUUAUGAGACAUUUUGCACAUAUAUACCUUGGGCGAAGCUCCCCAAAACAUUCCAAGAUGCUAUUCAAAUUGCACGCAACCUGGGGGUUGGACAUAUCUGGAUCGACUCCUUGUGUAUCGUACAGGGUGACUUGCAUGAUUGGGAAACAGAAUCUGCCAAGAUGGCAGACAUCUACAGCGGUUCACUUAUGACCAUCAUGGCCGCCGCUGCCUCUGACAGUCACGGCGGAUGCUUCCAAGAUCGCUUUGCUAUCCAAAACACGUACAGCCCACUAUUUCAGCGCGGGUGGGUGUUUCAGGAGCGACUGAUGUCAAAAAGGAAGUUAAUUUUUGGCGACGACCAGACCUAUUGGGAGUGCAACACUAUAGUUCUCUCAGAGUCGGAUAUCCGACGUCGGGACAAAUUUGCAAAGUACAACCGUGUGCGCAACGAUGCUUUCCGAAUCUUCUCCGACCCGUCAUAUAGAUUAAAUUGUCCAAGAUCACGGGCGAGGCUGUGGAUGGAUUUGGUCGCGGACUAUUCUCGUUGCUUGUUGACGUACUACACAGACAGACUACCUUCGCUAAGCGGACUUUCACGAUCUUUUGCUCAGCAAUCUGGCGAAUCUUAUGUUGCUGGACUGUGGAGAGAGCAGAUGCCUCACUCACUCUGUUGGCGUGUAUACUACAGAAUGUCCGAAGAGAGUUGCGAACAAGAUUACUGCGCACCGUCAUGGUCAUGGGCUUCUGUGCCAGGCCAAGUCACUUUC
Molecule: messenger RNA, 951 nt
Organism: Paraphaeosphaeria sporulosa
Lineage: Eukaryota; Fungi; Ascomycota; Dothideomycetes; Pleosporales; Didymosphaeriaceae
Product: HET-domain-containing protein
Exons: 2
Source: RefSeq, a predicted model, not a curated record